AUGAACCUUCUUCCCUCCCUCUCUCUGGAGACAUGGGCCCUUGUGCUUCUUUUCAUAGCCCUUGUGGUAGUAUAUGGCACCUGGCCUUUUGGCUUGUUCAAGAAGCUGGGCAUUCCUGGGCCCACACCUCUGCCUUUCUUUGGGACAUGCCUGGAAUAUCGCCACGGCUUCUUGGACUUUGACAAAAAAUGUUUUGAGAAAUAUGGGAAAGUCUGGGGGAUUUAUGAUGGCAGGCAGCCUGUGUUGGGUGUCAUGGACCCUCAAAUCAUUAAAUCUGUGCUGGUUAAAGAUUGCUACACCACCUUCACCAACAGGAGGCAUAUAGAGCUAGGAGGGGUGCUGAACAAUGCUAUCUCACUAGCUGAAGAUGAUCAAUGGAAGAGGCUUCGUACUGUGCUCUCUCCAACCUUCACCAGUGGGAAACUCAAGGAGAUGUUCCCUAUAAUGAAGCACUAUGGGGAAGCUUUGGUGAAGAAUGUUCAGAAGCAAGUGGAAAAGGACAGUGCUCUGCCUGUAAAGGACAUCUUUGGAACCUACAGCAUGGACGUUGUCACCAGCACUUCAUUCGGUGUGAACCUUGACUCCAUGAACAACCCCAAAGACCCCUUUGUCAGAGAGAUGAAAAAACUGGUCAAGUUUGACUUUUUUGACCCACUCUUCAUCAUAGCAGCUAUGUUCCCAUUCCUUGUUCCUCUUAUGGCUAAGAUGAAUCUGAGCUUCUUCCCCAGUAGUGCUGUAGAUUUCUUCAUGAGAUCCAUUGCCAAAAUUAAGAAGGAACGUGAACAGGAGCCCCACAAGGGCAGAGUAGAUUUUCUGCAGCUGAUGAUCGAAUCCCAGAAGGGGAGCAGUGAUGCAAGUCACUCACAUAAAGCCCUGACUGACACAGAGGUCUUGGCACAGGCAUUCAUCUUUAUCUUUGCUGGGUAUGAGCCCACCAGCAACAUACUUGGUUACCUGGCCUAUGAACUGGCCCUGCAUCCUGACGUGCAGCAAAAAGUGCUGGAGGAGAUCGACACAGUUUUACCCAACAAGGCUCCUCUGACAUAUGAGGCAGCGAUGCAGACGGAGUAUCUUGACAUGGCAUUGAACGAAACCCUUCGGCUCUAUCCCGUCGGAGGACGGCUUGAGAGAAACUGCAAGAAAGAUGUAGAAAUAAAUGGAGUGACCAUUCCCAAAGGAACAGUUGUUAUGAUCCCACCUUUCAUCCUGCACCGUGACCCUGAGUUCUGGCCAAACCCAGAGGAGUUCAGACCAGAAAGGUUCAGCAAGGAAAACAAAGAGAACAUAGACCCAUACACAUUCCUGCCCUUUGGAGCUGGUCCUAGGAACUGCAUUGGGAUGCGUUUUGCUCUCCUGACUCUGAAAGUUGCCAUCAUUGCCCUAUUGCAGCAUUUCACCAUUCAGACCUGCAAAGAAACUCAGAUCCCACUCAAGAUAAAUUCAAUGGGACUCUUAACUCCAGAUAAACCAAUUGUUCUGAGGUUUGUCCCCCGGUCCAACACCUCACGUGCAGAGGCAUAA
Messenger RNA from Indicator indicator, 1521 nucleotides. RefSeq names its product cytochrome P450 3A9-like. Gene Ontology annotation, molecular function: oxidoreductase activity, acting on paired donors, with incorporation or reduction of molecular oxygen, reduced flavin or flavoprotein as one donor, and incorporation of one atom of oxygen; iron ion binding; heme binding. The record is from RefSeq and is a predicted model, not a curated record. Lineage: Eukaryota; Metazoa; Chordata; Aves; Piciformes; Indicatoridae. Gene Ontology annotation, biological process: oxidative demethylation; steroid metabolic process. The coding region runs from base 1 to 1521 and encodes 506 amino acids. The transcript is spliced from 13 exons.